Messenger RNA from Ilex paraguariensis (yerba mate), 1893 nucleotides. Lineage: Eukaryota; Viridiplantae; Streptophyta; Magnoliopsida; Aquifoliales; Aquifoliaceae. The record is from the annotation of a GenBank genome assembly.
AUGAACAACAGCGAACAAUUCUGCCUUUCGUUGUUGAAUGGUUGCAAGACCCUGAAAAGCGUCAAACAAGUUCAAGCUCACGUCUGUAAAACAGGCCUCGACAACGACCUCUUUAUCACCGGAAAACUCCUCCUACGCUGCGCAGUUUUAAUCUCCGACGCACUCGACUAUGCCCACCGUCUCUUCCUCCACAUUCCGAACCCAGAUGUAUUCAUGUACAAUACCCUCAUUCGAGGAUUCGCCGAGUCCUAUUUUCCUCAAAAUUCUCUGACCACAUUCAUUGAUAUGCGCCGAAAAUCACCCACCACUCCUGAUAGCUUUUCUUUUGCUUUUAUUUUCAAAGCAGCGGGCAAUUUGAGGGAUUUGAAAACUGGGUUUCAACUCCAUUGUCAAGCACUCACUUUUGGCCUCGAUACCCAUCUUUUUGUUGGGACGACGAUGACGAGUAUGUAUGCGGAAUGUGGGUGUAUUGGUUUUGCGAAGAAGAUUUUCGAUGAAAUGUUUGAACCAAAUGUAGUGGCGUGGAAUGCGAUGAUUAAUACUUGUUUUAGGUGUGAUGAUGUAGUCGGUGCGGAGAGAAUGUUUAAUGAAAUGCCAUUUAAGAAUGUGACCUCGUGGAACCUUAUGCUUGCCGGGUAUACUAGAGCUGGAGAGCUUGAACUUGCAAAGAAAUCGUUUUUGGAGAUGCCGACGAAAGAUGGUGUUUCUUGGAGUACAAUGAUUGUUGGGUUGGCUCAUAAUGGUUGUUUUGAUGAUGCAUUUGGGUUUUUCAGGGAGUUGAAGAGGGUGAAGAUGAGCCCAAAUGAGGUGAGCUUGACAGGGGUCCUAUCUGCUUGUGCACAAUCUGGGGCGUUUGAGUUCGGAAAGAUCUUACAUGGGUGUAUAGAGAAAGUUGGGUUGAAUUGGAUUAGUUCUGUGAAUAAUGCACUUGUGGAUACGUACUCAAAAUGUGGAAAUGUGGCCAUGGCUCGUUUGGUUUUUGAAAGAAUGCCAGGGAAGAAGAGCAUUGUUUCCUGGACUUCUUUGAUUUCAGGGCUUGCUAUGCAAGGAUAUGGUGAAGAGGCAAUAACACUUUUUCACGAGAUGGAAGGUUCUGGAAUUAGACCUGAUGGGAUCACUCUUAUUUCAAUCCUGUAUGCUUGUAGUCAUGCUGGUUUGAUUGAACAAGGUUGUGAAUAUUUUUCUAUGAUGAUUAUAAGAUAUGGCAUAGAACCAGCAAUUGAACAUUAUGGUUGUAUGGUUGAUUUAUAUGGUCGAGCUGGUCAAUUGCAGAAGGCUUACGAUUUUGUAAUUCAAAUGCCAAUUCCUCCCAAUGCCAUUCUUUGGCGGACUGUUCUGGGAGCCUGCAGCUUUUUUGGUAAUGUUGAGUUAGGGGAGCAAGUGAAGGAAAGGCUUUCCGAGCUGGAUCCUAACAAUUCUGGUGACCAUGUUCUGUUGUCGAAUAUUUAUGCUGUUGCAGGGAAAUGGAAGGAUGUAGCCACUGUAAGGAGAUCAAUGACUGAGCAAAGGUUAAAGAAAACUCCUGGUUGGAGCAUGAUUGAAGUUGAAAAAGUUAUGUAUAGUUUUAUGGCUGGUGAAAAACAAAACAAGACUACUCAGGAGGCUUAUGAGAAACUAAGGGAGAUAAUGUUGAAGCUUAGGGUUGAAGGAGGUUAUAUUCCAGAGGUUGGCAGUGUGUUGCAUGAUAUAGAAGAGGAAGAAAAGGAGGAUGCCGUGUCCAAGCACAGUGAGAAGCUUGCUGUUGCUUUCGGUAUUGGAAGGUUGUGUGAGGGAAGUGUCAUAAGAAUAGUGAAAAAUUUGAGGGUGUGCAUGGACUGUCAUACCAUGAUGAAGCUGAUCUCUAAGCCCCUCUGGAGCCGCCUCCCAUUGAUGGUCCCUGCAGAAGUACAUUGA